AUGACAUCUGCCACGCCCCCUUCCUCCCGAAGCUGCUCCCCUCAAAAGGUGUGUCACUCGCAGACGCAGACAGACGUUCUAAAGCCCCUACUGGGCGCCGGGGGCUCCGGCGGGGGCGGGACCUUGAGGAGGCGGAGACGUGUUCUGUCCAAGGAUGGGCGGAGUAACGUACGCAUCGAACACAUCAGCGGGCGGUCGGCCCUGUACAUGCGUGACCUCUGGACGACGUUCCUGGAUAUGCAGUGGCGGUGGAAGUUCUUUCUCUUCACCCUCACCUUCACGGGGACGUGGUUCCUGUUCGGGGUUCUGUGGUACCUGGUGGCAUUAGUGCAUGGAGAUCUGCUGGAGUUCAACCCGCCGUCGAACCACACCCCGUGUGUGCUGCAGAUGCAGACGCUGACUGGGGCAUUCCUGUUCUCGCUGGAGUCCCAGACCACCAUUGGCUACGGCUUCCGUUGCAUCACAGAGGAAUGUCCAGCCGCCAUCAUCCUCCUGAUCCUGCAACUCGUCAUCACCAUGGUGCUGGAGAUCUUCAUCACCGGAACCUUCCUCGCCAAGGUGGCUCGGCCAAAGAAGCGAGGUGAGACGGUGAAGUUUAGCCAGCACGCCGUGGUGUCGAGUCACGAAGGCCGGCCCUGCCUCAUGAUCCGAGUGGCCAACAUGCGGAAGAGCCUGCUGCUGGGGUGCCAGGUGACGGGGAAGCUGCUGCAGACAUCUCAUACUAAGGAGGGGGAGACGGUGCGUCUGGACCAGAGGAACGUUCCCUUCCAGGUGGACACGUCCAGCGACAGCCCCUUCCUCAUCCUCCCCCUCACAUUUUACCACAUCAUAGACGACAACAGCCCGCUCAGGGCCUGGGCCGCCAAGGGCGGGGGAUGGACAGAUCCUGAGCUGGCGGACUUUGAGCUGCUGGUUAUCAUGAGUGCCACGGUAGAGCCCACCUCAGCCACCUGCCAGGUGCGUACCUCCUACCUGCCUGAUGAGAUCCUGUGGGGGUACGAGUUCCCUCCUGUGGUCUCCCUCUCCCCCUCAGGGAAGUACGUGGCCGACUUUGCCUUCUUCGACAAAGUGGCCAAAACCAAGACCACGCCCCUCUUCAAAACAUCCCGCCCACAGAGCUACCAUGGCAACGGAGGAGGAGUAGGAGGGGGGGUGGAGGGGACUGACCCGGAGAAAAUCCGAUUGGAGCAGAGCUACAGGGAGAGAGGAGAGGAAGGGAGAGGGAGGGUCAGAGACAGUAGCCCUCUCAGUGUCCGCAUCAGCAAUGUCUGA
Molecule: messenger RNA, 1272 nt
Organism: Salvelinus namaycush (lake trout)
Lineage: Eukaryota; Metazoa; Chordata; Actinopteri; Salmoniformes; Salmonidae
Product: ATP-sensitive inward rectifier potassium channel 10-like
Exons: 5
Coding region: 1-1272 (423 amino acids)
Biological process (GO): potassium ion import across plasma membrane; regulation of monoatomic ion transmembrane transport
Cellular component (GO): plasma membrane
Molecular function (GO): inward rectifier potassium channel activity
Source: RefSeq, a predicted model, not a curated record